CGAAUGAGAGGAUGAUUGAGGCUGUGAAAGAGUUCCUGGAGAAAAUGUGGUGUGCUAGAUGUAGGAACUAGUGGUGUGAUAGAUGUUGUAUGACUGUAUGCCGUUUACUAUUUUUUUUUUUUUUUUUUACAGAAGUGCCGUUGCAGAGGCUUCGCUUGGGAGGAAUACUGAGCCUCUUGUAAGAUCAAGAUCAAAACCAACAAUAACACACUGCUCAUCUGCAAACAGUAGUCAUUCGCCUGUGUCCUCUUGAAAAAGACCUGCAAGCUGCCACACCUGUUACAACCUCGCAGGACUUCAGUAGGUCCUAUAAGAAAAAUUAGUUAAUCGCGGCCUCGAUAUCAACACAAGUGCCUGGCGUUGGGGUGCGUGGCUGCCGCUGCCCACCCAGUAUGUACAUAUAUCCUGACAACGAUGAAGUGGAGAAGAAUGGGAAAUACCAACCUGCCCUGACACGUUAUAGUUAGUGAGCAACAGUUGAUCCACAUCACAAGAGUGAGGAGCUGCAGGUGCUUCCACAAUGGCACUCAAUUUCAACUAUGUGGCAGACCUGGAAGACGAGGUGGCUCUGGAGGGCCUCGAUGGAAUCACAGUGGAAGCACUGUGGGUGAGGCUGAAGCACAGGCCAAAUUUUGAGGCCAACAUGCACAUUGAUGACAAGAGCAAGGAAUUCCUGUGGUCCCUGCUGCGUAGAAAUGCUGAAAUAUCCAUGUACAAGAUUCCCGCGCCCAGGGAGAAACUCGUCAUCUUCAACAGGUACGAGCACAUGGACCAUGAGUUGGGCAUUGUUCUGGAGCCUGAGAAUGUACCAACAGAGAUCUAUCCAUUCCACCCCAUUGAUGACGCUGAGAAGGGUGUCCGAGGCUCCUGUGCCACCUACCAUGAGCGCACAAACGUCACAGAGCAAGCCUCCGCCAUGAGUCUGCAGGAAGUGGAGAAGACGUAUGGACGACAGCUGGUGUUGGUGGCCAGUCAGCUGCUGAGGAACAAGGCACUCUGCAUCACUGCCUGCAUUGAUAAAUUCUAUGACCUCACCAUCAACCAGUACAUCAUUCUGGAGCGGAUUGGGCGCUCGAGACGCAUGGGCGAGAUCACACAGGGCAAGGUGAGUCUGGCGUCCAUGGGUGAGAAUCCCAAGACAAUGUUCUACCACCGCAAGCGUCUCCUGAAACUGAACCUUAUCACCAAGCAGCCUCACCAGCAGAAGGGUGCCAAGGGACAGACUCACAAUGGGUCCCUCCUCCACCUCACAAGGUUCUAUGUGGAGCGGUGUUCCAAGUUUAUCAUGAUGAUCCAGAGGGCAGUGGAGUUGCUGAAGAGCAGACCUGACUUCAGUGCCCCCUACACCAUGGUCAAGGAGUUGAUGGGCAUGCCAGAGACCUCCUGCCGCAAGCUUUUCAAGAGUCAGGAGUUUCAAAGGUUCAUCAGGAACGUGAACAAGCCGUACCGCAAGGUAUACCCCGAUGCCCCGGCCAGCCAGUGGAAGUGCAAAGGCAACAACAUGGAGAAGAUCGUGCGCAUCAUGGAGCUGAUCAACCCACAGAUUGAUCCGGUGGAGGUGUGCAAGGGAGAGGAGGCAGUGGAGGAGGAGGAGGAGGAAGAGGAUGAUGUCUACCCAGGAAUUCUUGACCAGAGCCAGAUAAGGUGGCGUGAGGACCUCCUGCACCAGGCUUACAGGAUAGUGGAGGAUGCCGGGCCCGAGGGGGUGACUCAGUCUGACAUGGCACAGAAGCUCGGGCAGACCAAGCUGGAUUCGAGGACCAUCUGUCGGAACCUCCAGCGCUGCAACACUGUCCACUCCCUCAUGAAAGACGUCGGGAGGCAAAGGGUGUCCCGCUAUGUGUCCCACAAGUUCAUGCAGACAGGACACCUCACACAGGAGUUUAGGAAGGAAAGGCAGAAGAUGAUCGCAAUGAUAGAACAUGACAAGCCUCAGGAUGUUGAUCUUCCCUCAACGUCACAGAAGAGCGAUGUCUCCAAAACAGUGGAAUCGAGUCUUUUGGAGGGAGUGGAGGUGAAUCUGGAGGUGGUUCCUACCAAGAAAGCCAACAAGGAGAACCAGGAUGCUUCUUCCUCCCACCCGUCCUCCUCCUCCUCCAACAUGUCUUCCUCUGCUUCCUCCAGCCAGACCAAGCAAGGGGACAAAAAAUCAGCUUCAGGAAAGGAGUCAUACAGUGAAGGCUUCCUGAGCCUGCUGAAGGAGAUCAAGAUAACGUACAACAACCAGAAGCGCAGCUCACCACACGUCACCACCCGCAUGAUGAAGCGCGCCAACAUGAUCAUCGAGGCGGUGCGGUCGGCCCGGGUGAUUGAUGAUGCCUUCCGCCUACAGAAGAUGAUUGUCCAGGCAGAGACAAAGGAAGGUUAUGCCGUCAAGAUGGAUAAAAAAAGCCUUGACCGUCUCCUGGACAAGCUGGCAAAGGGUGGCUUCCUCAAGAACAUCAUUGUGAAGUUCAAGAGUAAGACGGCCAAUGUAACAAAGCAGAUGCGCUUUGUGGUUCACCCCAGCAUUACAUUUGACAACCCACACCUGGUGUCAACCAUCGAGCAGCAGAAGCUGAAGUUCCUGGUGGCUGUCAAUGAACCAAAGAAGGAGACAGAAGGAAGUGCCUCGGAUAAGAGAUCUGUAGCCAGUCGCAGGAUUAAGAGCGAAGAGAAGAAUGAUGGAGUCUUGGCUCCUGAGCUGGAGGGCAAGGGAGCAGAGGAGGGAGGAGGAGGAGCCAUGAACAAGCAGACUGUGAGGGAAAGCAUGCAGCAGCUGAAGCUCAUGCACCACACAGGCAGCAGCCAGGGGGAAGAGUCAGAGUCAUCCACCUUCCUUGCCAGUUUCAGAAAGCUGGUCAAUGUGAAGGGCAGCCUGGGACCAAAGUUUGUGCGCAUGUGUGAGCUGCACAAGUUGCUCUUCUACUUGGUGUAUGGCUAUGAGGGGCGGGAAGACUUGUGUCAGGAGGAUGCCUGGGUCACCAUAGCUGCUGCCUCUCCAGAAGUCAACCUGGAGAAUGAGGACAUGUCUGAGUACCCCAACAUUUACUGCGCUGAGCUUUCCUGGAAGAUGUUCAUUCCACCUCUACAAAAACACAUGAACACUGACACUGGCUGGGCUUUUGUGUGUGACAUUCUGCUGCGCCUUCCUCUGUGUAUCUUCGUCCACCUGGUGAGCAUUACCUCCACCUCUGAAGAACUGGAGAGCUUCCUCAAUCACCCCCUCAAGAAGAACCUGCUGGUGAGGUACCUGCCGCCCCACCUCCGUCAGUCCCUCCUUCAGGGCCGCCGCUAUGUUACUUACGUCAUCGAUCUCAUCAACCGUCUCUGUUAUAUGGGAUUGCUUCAGUACGGCCAGCAGAUCAUGAAGGAGAAGGAUCAGGUGUUCAUCUACAUCAACCGUCACGCCAGCCUCAUUGACUCCACUACUUCCUCCCCCGGCUACCACCAGAUCUCCACGGACAAGGAGUAUGUGCGCAAGGAGUACCACUUCACCUACCUUCAGGAUAUCCUUCAGUACUGGUACGACUUAUGGACCAUUGCAAUGCACACCCCACUGGGCGGCCACAACUGUAUGCAGGGCAAGAAGAUUACCAUUCAGAUCCUGGACCGCAAACCCCAGAUCCUGGAGACCCUCACCCCCCGCAGCACCUGGGAGGCACCCUUUAGGGACAACGGGACCAUACCAGGGGAUGGGCGGGGAGCAGGAGGACUGGACUCAGCCAUGUUUGCACACCUCAAGCGUAACUGGUCGUCAUCCUCUGGCCAGUCAGCAACCACACGCCCCUCAGCCAUCCUCCCGCCACCCAGUCUUGCAGGGGAGAGGGCAUCCUAUGAGGGAGCUGCCUCCUACUCACAGUACCUCAUGAACACCACCAACCCCUCCCUGGACACUCUCUCCCCCAAACACAGACUGGCAGGGCUGCGCAAUGUGAAGCUUUCUGUGUACAGGCCAAGGUUGGGGCCUGAUGGUAAAGGGGUGGAGGUGCCUGUGGCAUCAGUCCCCAGGCAGUCCCGAGGCAGAAAGCGGCGCCAGGAUGCUUCCAAGUCUUCAGUCGCUGAAACAGAGCCUGUGAGUUCAGCCAGGAGUCAAGGCACAGGCAAGAGCAACCGAGCAAGUUACCAGAGAGAACUGAAGCAGCGCAAGAAGUCCCCCAAGAAGCCUUACUAUGAUGAGGAGGACCGUGCCGCCCUCAGGAGAAUGAACAAACUGCGGGUGGACUGGUCAUCUGCAGAGGACUCAUUCCUGCUGCUGUGCAAGGUGGCAUCCUGCUUCCUCUUCCCCAACGUGAGGAGCCAGAUGAUCACCUUUAGCCUGGUGCGGGAUCUGAUGCACGAGAGGUUCCCUGAGGCCCGCAACAAGACCUCCCGGGCCUGCCAGCGCCGCAUCAACUACAUCAUGAAGAACGCCACCACUGAGGACAACGUUUCCAUAUUCCUAGAGGAAGUGCGGCAGGAUGCUAGUAUUGUGUCUGAGUUUCAGAGCCCAAAGCUGCCCAGGAACAAGGACAACCUGGAGAACGUGUAUGCCAAGAUAUUCCGCCAGCUGAUGGACCGCUUGGUGGCCAAGUUUGCCUCAAGUGACUCCAGGCAAUGUCCCGACCUGCCCAACACCCUGGAUGAGUUUGAGGACCGCUACCAGGUCAUUGUGGCGUCCUCCUUCCUCAAAAGCAAGCUCCACAUCAAGGAGGUCACGUCUGUGUCGGACAUUGACUUCCAUGUGGUCAAUGCACUUAUCUAUAGUUCAUUGUGCUCAAAGUUUGACCGGGACUCCUAUGCGUACCAGCUUUACUUGGCGUACCAGCAGUACCCUCAGACGCUGCUCAAUGCAGUGCUCACCAGGAUGCGGCAGGACCAGAUGAUCAGCUACAAGAAGUGCUACAACCGCUCCAUGCUGGCCCAGACCUGCCUGCCCCUCUCCACUUCCCCCUUUCAGCUCUCUGUCACUUACCAAUAUGUUUUCAAUUUUAAGUACCAUUAUGAGAUCUUCAGUCAGGCAUGGCAGAUGUUGAAGCUGCUCCUGGAAGAGAAGCACCAGUCCAUCCUGAAGGGUAGUACCAAGGACUCGACACCAGCACCCUCCCACUCUGGCACUGAUGGCACUGCAGAGGAUGACAGUGACACCACCCACCAGCAGGGAGUACCAAUAGUAAUCCAUCACGAGGGGGGCUACUGUGCUGCCAUCGUCGCCCUCAUGGCCACUAGACGCCUCUUGUUCAACAUUGUGAUGCCUGAGCAAAUCAUCAUAAUGGAUCAGAAGCACUCUGUCCUGCAGGAUCACCACCAGUCCCUCCUACAGCGGUACUCAGAUCACACACAGAUGUCAGGCAGGGACACCCGGGACCUGGACGCACAGUUCUCUGAGCCACGCAAGAAGCAGCUGCCAUCCCUCAGGUCAAGACUAAAAGCAGACGUUUCGGCGAAGUCUGCAGAGAAAGGGAGUGUUUCUGAAGGUGAUGGUUCUAAUUUGUCAGGCUCCUUAACUCAGGAUUCACAGGAAGAAAGGACAAAAAGUAAAAAGUCAUUAAAGAGGAAAGGUGUGGAAAAAGAGCCCCAGAGAGCUAAGAGGCUUUGUAAGACCUCUACUAGUCCAAAUGAAGAGGAAGAUAACAAAAUGGAAGAAGACACAUUCAUGGCACACAUUCAGGAUGAUGCAAGACAAACCAGCACACCUGCACCCUCAGUGAAGAGAAAACUGAGGAGAAGAAAAGCUGAGGAGUCAGCAGAGGGAAGUCUGACAGAAAACAGUCCCAGUCAAGAGGAAGGACAAGGUUCAACGUCAUUAAAGGUGAAGCGAGUCACCUUCCAGGAGGGAAAGGUGGAAGAGAAUGCAGAAGCCCAGGAUGCUGAGGACAGCUAUGUGCAGGGUGAUGCUUCCUCUGCAGAGGAUGACCCAGAUGGAACAGAGUCACAGGGCCGCAACAUUCCCUCUGCCUCCCGCCUGGGCCUGUACAUGAUGAGGGACCAGCUCACACUGGCGGAUGUGGACCAGAUCAACAUUCAGCAUGCCCAAGAACACCUGGUAGUUAAUGCCUGUGAUGUCAACUGCCGCCUCCGCCCUCCGCCUGACCUGGAGGAAGCCUACACCAACGCCCUGGAGAUGGGGGUGGAGGCUGCCGAUGACGUUUUGAUGCCGCUGGCCAAGGGCAUUGUGGUGGAUUCACUGGAGCACCGGAAGAAAGUAACACUGCAGGACUGGAACCAGCUGGAUGAUGUGCUGACUAAGUGGGAAGAGCAGGGGGAGAGUGGUGACCUGCUGGUGAUGGUGAAGGAUGUGUACAACUAUGUUGACCACCACAGAGAGAUUGGUGCCUCCGUGAAGGAUCUAAAGGACAAGUACAGGGAGUAUCCAUACUGCAUUACGGCCAUCAUGUCACUGAUGGAGGAGGCACUGCUGGUGAUGCGUGUGGGGGCUGCCGUGGUGCGCUGGGUCACCAUGCGGCACACCAAGCCAUGGCUCAUACAGACCAACAAAAUCACAAGGAUCAACAGACAGAAUGUGCAGGUGCAUGGUGUGUACAUGAUGAACUUGGAGGAGGAUGAAAAAGAUGCAGCAACCAGCACCUCCUCCCCCACAGACCCACAGCUGCAGGAGGGUGAGGAAGACAACAAACAUUCAGAGCAGGAGCAGGAUGAAGUGAGCCAAGAAUCAAGUUUCCAGGAGCCAGAAUGUCCCCUCAGUGGCUCAUUACAGGAUCCUUCAGCAGGGGAAGAAGGGUUGCCCACCACAGCAUCCCCUCAGCAAGAUGCUGAGCUGGAGAACCUUGAGGAGUCAUCAACAUGCCAGAACACUAAGCUAGAAAUCCCUGCCCCUGACCUCACCACCGAGGCAGCCACCACCAGCUCCACACAGGUGGUGGGGGAGGAGGCACCUGUCCCCUCCACAUCAGGAGUAAGCAUGGAUGAGUCGACAGCCACCAGACGCUCCCAGAGGAUUUCCUCUAUGGCUGCAGCUGAAGAGGAUGACAAGGAUGGUCCAUCAGGGAAGCGCCACAUUCAUUCCUUCCUGGUGAUGCGCAAGAGGAGGUACAAGCGUGACGAGGAAGUGUCCACAGGCAUGGAGAAGACCAUCAAGCACCACCACCACAAAUCCGACCACGAGAGGAUUGAUGUGGCAGUGCGUCCCUGGGUGAGGCUCAACGGAACACUGAACAGGCGCGUGGUGGACCGCCUGCUGGGCGCUGUGUUGUGUCUGGUGAUGGAGCGGCCAGGGGUCAGUGGAAGGGACAUUGUCUGCCGCUUCUCCCCAGCCCUGCAGCCUGCCCACACCCAUGACCUGCUGGAGACCUUGGUGCAGCUGCAGUGCAUCAUCAGGGUACAGCUGGUCUGCUCCCACAAGCCAUCACUCUUCUCUGACAUUGUGGAUUACUCCCUUGUGCUGGCAGAGGUGCACGACUGUGAUGACGACGUGCUGUACGAGCCAGCUGUGGACGCCAUACUCAAGCUGUCCAUGUUCAUUGGUGACAAGAAAUACUCACAAGACUUUCUUUCUGGGGAGAGAAGGUGAAACUAGCAGAGGUGGUCAAGGUGACUGGCAUGCCUUGGCAAACACCUGGCCACUGUUUGUGUUUUAUAUAUGUACAGAUUUUGUUAUUUUUAUGUUGUGAUUGGUUGUGACUGAGUGAUUCAUUUAAAUGUAUGGAGACAUGCUUAAAUGCUUAAUUAGUUCAUAAUGGUGUCAUGUCACAGAGUGUGGUCUGGUGUGUAAAUGAUCAGUCGGGUGUAUCUGUACACCUCCCUGCAAAGGUGGUUACCCAAGACAUGAAGGAAGAUUGCAUUAUUUUAUACAAAUGUUUUAGUCUUUUUAUUGUUAUUGGAUCUUUCCAUUUUGAGUGUUGACAAAUAAGGAAAAACUUUCAUAGCUAUCUUGACAUGACUGUAUAGUGUGUGUGUGUGUGUGUGUGUGUGUGUGUGUGUGUGUGUGUUGUAUGAUAAUAUGUUGUAUAUCUUUAUAAUUCUCUGUUAAGACAAAGAUAUAUAAAUUACUGAAGAUUUU
Molecule: messenger RNA, 7978 nt
Organism: Scylla paramamosain (green mud crab)
Lineage: Eukaryota; Metazoa; Arthropoda; Malacostraca; Decapoda; Portunidae
Product: general transcription factor 3C polypeptide 1-like
Exons: 34
Coding region: 521-7489 (2322 amino acids)
Biological process (GO): 5S class rRNA transcription by RNA polymerase III; transcription initiation at RNA polymerase III promoter
Cellular component (GO): transcription factor TFIIIC complex
Molecular function (GO): DNA binding
Source: RefSeq, a predicted model, not a curated record